This is a messenger RNA of Alternaria hordeiaustralica, 354 nucleotides long. RefSeq lists its product as uncharacterized. Lineage: Eukaryota; Fungi; Ascomycota; Dothideomycetes; Pleosporales; Pleosporaceae. Bases 1 to 354 code for a protein of 117 amino acids. The record is from RefSeq and is a predicted model, not a curated record. The transcript is spliced from 2 exons.
AUGUUCGACCUACCCGCCGAUUUUGACAUCAAUCCCUCCUCCCUCUCCAUCGACGACAUCGGCGACAUCGACUGUGCCUUUGUUUCGCAGGGUGAUCUCGCUGCAUUUGAAUCUCAAGACGCCUACUACGUCUUGCCCUCUGGCCCCGAUCCACCUUCAAUCGACAUGCUGUACGAGCACUCCGACAACUUAAUCGCGCCGCCCACUCCCACUGUGCAACCCAAUCCGCCGCUUGAUAUCGACGCCAUGAUGAAGGAACUUCUCAUCGAUGAUACCACAUUUUGGUCGUUCCCGACACCAGACGAUCAGAGCUCUUAUCACGCAUCCACGCUCAACGAUACCGUCUUCGCGUAA